Messenger RNA from Gigantopelta aegis, 465 nucleotides. RefSeq names its product beta-1,3-galactosyltransferase 1-like. The record is from RefSeq and is a predicted model, not a curated record. NCBI's taxonomy places the organism in Eukaryota, Metazoa, Mollusca, Gastropoda, Neomphalida, Peltospiridae. Gene Ontology annotation, cellular component: membrane. Gene Ontology annotation, molecular function: hexosyltransferase activity. Bases 1 to 465 code for a protein of 154 amino acids. The transcript has a single exon.
AUGCAUCACAUGGAGUCGCAAAGACAGGCGAUUCGUGAUACCUGGGGUAGUGUGUCUACCCUGGGUACAUGGCCAGGGUCAACAGAGAAAUUUUCUAUUAAAUUACUGUUCGUCUUAGGUGUUAGUAAAAACCAAUCCUUAAACAUCGCUGUCUCUAAGGAAGCAGAGGAAAGGGGAGACUUGAUCAUAGCUGGAUUUGACGAAAGCUACUACAACUUGACACGCAAAGUGUUGAUGGGGUUUAAGUGGAUUAGUGAGUUCUGCACCACAGCCAAGUACGUCAUGAAAGUUGAUGAGGACACGUAUCUAAACAUCCCGAAGUUUGUAACGCUGAUGAAUUCCCGCAAAUGGGACAAUCUCAUAUAUGGCCCAUACUUUGUGACUUCCCCUGUAGACAGAGGCGGGAAGUACAUGGUGCCAAAAGAAGCGUAUCCAAUAGUCGUGUAUCCGCCGCACGUGAAGUGA